AUGUCUUUCGGCCAGAAGUUGAUGAGCAAUCCCGAGCCACCUGAGUCAGCCGAGGCUGUCAACGCUCCCAUGCCACGAUUUCGCGCUCCUGCCAUUGUUCACCCUGCAACGGUGGCUAGCACUUCUGUCAUUUCCGAGGUGCCCAAAGUGCCUAUGGAAGCUCCCAUGAUUCAGGAGGCCCCGGCGGUACCUCCUCCCAAACCUUCGGAACUCACACUUUCGCAGCUUUCUCCGCGGAAGCCAGACAUUCCUCCACUUCCGGUGUCCGUCGAAGUGACCGCUAUCGUAGAGCCUAAUUCCAUCUCGGCUCCUCCGCCCAUUCCUACCCCUCCACUUCCGCCUCCCCCUCCUUCGCUGCGCCAUUCGAACAAACGCGCUGGGUCGCCUGGACCCGACAACUCUACGGAGCAUAGACGCAAACGGGCGAAGGUACAAGUCGAGCCCCCUAAGCCGUCGUCCUCAAAGCAGACAAAUCUCCGCAAACCCGUGUCACAGCCUUCAAACACGAGAUCAACUCGCAGUCGGAAUGCCCGAAACCCGCCUCCGUCAGCUGCAGCGGGUACCUCACGCGCCCGACGCGUUGUUUCCGCGCCUUCCACCAAGCGCACAGAGGGACCCGCCGCUUCCUUGUCACGCUCCGGCACGUCCUCGCGAUCACAAAAUAGCAAAUCCUCAGCCCCAUCUGACACUCCCGUGCCCGAAACCGCCAUCGCCGAAAAUAACCACGACCCGGUCCCAGCCACCAACACGAGCGACUCCGACAAAACCGGCGAUGCUCCAGCCCUCGGCCAAACCCAAACGGGCAACGAUGGCCCCCCGCUUCGCCGGUCCGCCCGCAACCACGCGCCCAUCCCAGACUUCAAGGCCAUCCACGCGCUCCAGGCCUCCGCGCUCGCCCAGAAGCGCGCCGAGCGCGCCGUCCAACCCACCAUCCCCGUGGGCUUCGGGUUCGCGACGGACGCGCGCGCCGCGGAGCGCGAACGCUUUGAGGAGCACCGCCGCGCCCGCGAGCGCGAGCGCGAGGCCGCCGCGGAGGCUGCCCGGCAGGAGCGCGAGCGCGCGGAGGAGGAAGAGGUGCGCGAGCUCCGCCGGCACGCGGUCCCCAAGGCGAACGAGGUCCCGGAGUGGUACGCGCAUGCGCCGAAGAGGACGAGGACCGCCGACGCGCAGUAG
Molecule: messenger RNA, 1173 nt
Organism: Epithele typhae
Lineage: Eukaryota; Fungi; Basidiomycota; Agaricomycetes; Polyporales; Epitheliaceae
Exons: 2
Coding region: 1-1173 (390 amino acids)
Source: RefSeq, a predicted model, not a curated record